AUGGCUGCCGCCGCACCAGGAGAUCUGAUCCUCGAUGUCCGUGAGGAGUCAGAGUUUCUCCAAGGCCACCUCCUGGGGGCGUACAACGUCCCCUGGGCCGAGAUGGCCAGCCGCGGCUUCGAGCUCCCGGCCAGAUCACGGCCCUUCCUCGUGUGCUGUGGCGAGGACUCUUUCGAGGAGGUCAGAGAUUGGUUCGCCACGCGAGCAAAGGCCUGGCAGGCCACGGUGGUGCCGGCGACCAGGACCCUGCUGGACUCGGCACCCGAGGUCGGGCCCAGCCCUCCGGGUCGAUUCCUUUUCUCGCCAUCGCCACUCCUCCAGGAAGCCAUGAGCCGACUGGAAGAAAUCCAGAUCUCCUGCGCCCCGAAGGAGCCCAGGGCCCUGGACGUCGGCUGCGGCUCCGGCAGGGAAGCCCUGGCGCUCGCCACUGCGGGCUGGGAGGUGACGGCGCUGGACCGCGACCGCCGGGGUCUGGACCGACUUUGCCGAUUGGCAGAGCGCCAGGGCUGCCGAGACCGGUGCCGUGUGCUCCGCUGCACACUCGAGGCCGAGGGCGACCUCGUGGCCUCGCUGGGGCUCAAGGAGCCCUGUGAAACUUUCCAGUUGGUCAUGGUCAACCGCCAUCUGCACCGGCCAACCCUGCGGGAAAUGACAGAACUCCUGGGCCCGGGAGGACUCCUCCUCUUCCACACCUUCAUGGAAGGCUGCGUCCACCCCUCCGACCCUGCACACGUCCUCAAGCCGGGCGAGCUCCGCAGAAUCUUCGAGGGACUCCAGGUUGAGAGGGACGAGGAGCUUCCUGGCGAAGACGGUCGCCCCAUGUCCUUCUUCAUCGCUCGAAAGCCAGCAUAA
Molecule: messenger RNA, 852 nt
Organism: Symbiodinium sp. CCMP2456
Lineage: Eukaryota; Dinophyceae; Suessiales; Symbiodiniaceae
Source: the annotation of a GenBank genome assembly